Molecule: messenger RNA, 1281 nt
Organism: Danio rerio (zebrafish)
Lineage: Eukaryota; Metazoa; Chordata; Actinopteri; Cypriniformes; Danionidae
Gene: nptx2b
Product: neuronal pentraxin IIb
Source: RefSeq, marked provisional
AUGCUUCAUCUGAUCGCCGGACUCAUUUGCGUCUAUGGACUUACGUGUGUCAAAGUUGUUUACGGACAAACCGAGAAAGGGGAGCGUUUUCUGUGCACUGCAGUCCCCAUUGACCAGGACACAAGUUGCCCCGUGCCUGUCCCGAGCGCAUCUCUUCAGGAGGAGGAACUGAGAAACACUGUCAUGCAGCUCCGCGAGACAAUCUUGCAGCAGAAGGAGACAAUUGUCAACCAGCUGGGAACAAUUAAAGAACUGACUUCUAAACUUUCACGAUGUGAGUCUGAAUCGGAAAUAUUCCGGAAAAUGAAUAAGGACACAAUGGAUGAUGUGCCUAAAGAUCCAAAUGACACCAUUGACGUUCUUGGAAAGACCAUGCAGGGUUUAAAAGAUCGACUGGAAAAUUUAGAGCAACAGCAAAUGCGAGCCAAUGCCUCUGGUGCCUCCUUCCCUAAUGAGCUGAGAAAUCUACUGCAGCAUCGACUGGAGGACUUGGAGAACCAGCUGCUGAAGAAGGUCAAUGAGUUGGAGGAAGAAAAGUCCCAGCUUUAUAAUGAGACAGUCGCACAUCGCCAGCGCACAGAUAAUACCCUCAACUCUCUCAUGAACAGAAUCUCUGAACUAGAGAAAGGAGGAGCUGGAUUCAAAUCACCAGAGAAUUUCAAGAUUUCUCUUCCUCUUCGCACAAAUUACCUCUUUGGACAAGUAAAGAAAAGCCUGCCUGAAAUGUACGCCUUCACUAUAUGCAUGUGGCUCAAGUCAGGUUCAAGCCCUGGCAUUGGAACCCCUUUUUCUUAUGGAGUGCCUGGACAGGCAAACGAGAUCGUACUAAUCGAAUGGGGCCAUAACCCUAUAGAACUGCUCAUCAAUGACAAGGUGGCACAGUUACCUCUCUCAUUGAGCGAUGGGAGGUGGCACCAUGUCUGCAUCACUUGGACUACCAGGGAUGGGCUUUGGGAAGCCUACCAGGAUGGCCAAAGAUUGGGCUCAGGGGAAAAUCUAGCCCCUUGGCACCCUAUCAAGCCUGGAGGAGUCCUCAUCCUGGGCCAAGAGCAGGAUGUAGUAGGGGGGCGUUUCGAUGCCACCCAGGCCUUUGUGGGGGAACUGAGCCACUUUAACAUCUGGGAUCGGGUCCUGCGCUCCACGGAUAUCAUAACUAUGGCCAACUGCUCAUCCUACAUGCCUGGAAACGUGGUGUCCUGGACCGACAGUAACAUCGAAGUGUUCGGUGGAGCCUCAAAGGGGCCACUGGAGCUCUGUGAAGACCGACUAUUUGACAAUUAA